Messenger RNA from Ochlerotatus camptorhynchus, 2988 nucleotides. RefSeq lists its product as uncharacterized. Lineage: Eukaryota; Metazoa; Arthropoda; Insecta; Diptera; Culicidae. Bases 1 to 2988 code for a protein of 995 amino acids. The transcript is spliced from 2 exons. Gene Ontology annotation, molecular function: nucleic acid binding. Gene Ontology annotation, biological process: DNA integration. The record is from RefSeq and is a predicted model, not a curated record.
AUGCGGUUGGUUGAAGCGGAUGAUGAAAAUGCUCCAGCCUACUAUCUGCCCCACCACCCCGUAAUUAAGGAAGCAAGUACGACGACCAAGGUCCGAGUUGUUUUUGAUGGCUCAGCUAAAACUUCUUCCGGUUUCUCCCUCAACGAAGCUCUUUGCGUGGGUCCCGUGGUGCAGGACGAUCUCCUGGACAUCAUUCUGCGGUUUCGUACCUUUUUCAUCGCUCUAGUCGCCGACAUUGCCAAAAUGUACCGGCAGAUACUUGUACAUCUGGACGACACACCGUUCCAGCGUAUCCUGUGGCGAUUUUCCAAAUUAUCACCCGUCCAAAUCUACGAGCUGCUGACCGUUACGUACGGUUUGGGCCCAUCAUCCUACCUAGCAACACGUACUCUCCAGCAAUUAGCAGAAGAUGAAGGCGCUGCAUACCCGAAUGGCGGUCCAGCGUUGAAGAAGAAUUUUUACGUAGACGACUUCAUCGAUGGUGCUCAAUCCGUCGAAGAAGCGAUCCGUCUGCGUACAGAGCUCGACGAACUAUUGAAGAAAGGUGGAUUCGAACUACGGAAGUGGACUUCAAAUCAGCUCGAGGUGCUGCAAGGUUUAAGCGAUGAACAAAUUCGAGUCAGCGACGAGCCUCCGACAAAGCGGUCCAUCCUCUCCGAUACAGCCAAGCUUUUCGACCCUCUUGGACUCAUCGCACCAGUAGUUGUUCGGGCGAAGAUCAUCAUCCAGGAACUAUGGCUUCUGUCCUGCGACUGGGAUGACCCUGUACCAGAACCCGUCAAGUCGAAAUGGGAAUCCUACCAGCAAGAACUCUCGAGAAUCUCUGAGCACCGUGUUGACAGAUAUGCUUUCCUUCCUGAUUCAGUAAUCCAACUGCACACUUUCGCAGAUGCUUCUCAAACCGCUUACGGUGCCUGCACCUACGCCCGCUGUGAAGAUAGUCAAGGACGAGUGAAGAUCCAACUCCUAGCGUCGAAAUCUCGUGUAGCACCGUUGAAACGAGUCACAAUCGCCCGUUUGGAAUUAUGUGCAGCUGUGAUAGCCGCUCAUCUACAUGCUCGCAUCAAGAACGCUAUUGACGUUAGCAUUUCUGCAUCCUACUUUUGGUCGGAUUCCGCAGUCACACUACAAUGGCUACGAUCACCUCCGAACGUCUGGCCGACCUACGUGGCCAACAGAGUCUCGGAAAUCCAACAAUACACACAAGGCUGUCAGUGGAAACAUGUCCCUGGAGUUGAAAACCCUGCCGACUUGGUCUCUCGCGGCAUGUCAGUCGACGAUUUCCUCAAGAACGAUUUGUGGAUUCGUGGUCCAAAUUGGCUAUCGCAUUCACCCCAAAACUGGCCAAUUUCUAUCCCCCCGGGAAUACCAGAGGAAGAGUUGGAGAUAAAAACUACCGUUGCAGUCAUUCAAGCUUCACCGACUGUCCACCCAUGGUUUCUGCGAUGGUCUUCCUACAGUCGUCUGCUCCACGUCAUUGGAUACUGCAUGCGCUUCGUCACUAAUGUCCGUUUGAAAACCCGCACACAACCCUCGUCAUCAAAUGUUCCCGUCGGUCAAGCACUCACCGUUGCAGAAAUCAUUAAAGCCAAAACCUAUCUCACCCGAUUAGCCCAAGAGGAUGGAUAUGCUGCGGAAAUAAAACAGCUGAAGAAGGAGAAAACCGUAUCGAAGCAAUCGCACAUACGCAACAUGAGCCCGUUUUUCGAUUCAGAGGGAGUGUUGAGAGUGGGAGGUCGUCUUGAUUUUGCUCUCUUGCCCUACCAAUCCAAACAUCCUGCCCUGAUUCCCGCAAACCACCCGUUCACCCGCCUAAUCGUCGAAUAUUUCCACCGCAAAUUGCUUCACGGCGGCGGCCGCCUACUUUUGACUGCUGUUCGAGAGGAAUUUUGGCCACCCAGGGGACGUAGACUGGUUCACAGUACCGUCCGAAACUGCUUCCGUUGUACUCGCCUCAAUCCAAUACUUGCUCAGCAGCAAAUUGGGCAGUUGCCUGCUCACCGAGUCAUUCUAAGCCGUCCAUUUAGCGUCACUGGUGUUGACUAUGCUGGCCCGCUUUAUCUUCGACCGAUACACAAACGCACUGCACCUGCCAAAGCCUACCUGUGCCUCUUUGUAUGCUUCUCGACCAGAGCAGUACACCUGGAGUUAGUCAGCGACUUGUCCACAAAAGGUUUCCUGUGUUCCCUUCGAAGGUUCAUCGCUCGCCGUGGGCGACCCGCCCACAUCCACUCUGAUAACGGGAAGAAUUUUGAGGGAGCAAAGAACGAGCUGGCUGAGCUAUUUGUCAGAUUCCGUGACCGUUCCCAGCAAGAUGAAAUCGUAUCUGCCUGCGCCAGUGAAGGGAUCACCUGGCAUUUGACACCACCCAAAGCCCCACACUUCGGUGGCCUCUGGGAAGCGGCUAUCAAAGUAGCGAAAAAGCACCUCUUUCGCACACUAGGAUCAUCUCGCAUGUCGUUCGAAGAAAUGUGUACCGUCCUCACGCAAAUCGAAGCAAUCAUGAACAGCCGGCCACUGCUUCCGAUGACUGAAGAUCCCAACGACAUGUCCGCAUUGACUCCAGCUCACUUCCUCAUCGGUUCAUCGUUACAUGCUCUGCCCGACCCAGAUCUCCGAAGCUUUCCGGCAUACAAACUCGACCAUUACCAGCAACUGCAACUGCAUGUGCAGCAGUUUUGGACCCACUGGCGGAAGGAGUAUCUUCAGGAGCUUAUGAAGGACACCCGAGGCUGGAACCGCAACGAAGAAAUCGUACCAGGGAAAAUGGUCAUCGUAGUCGACGAGAUGCAACCUCCAAUUCGAUGGCCUCUUGCUCGCAUCGAAUCCAUCUUGCCAGGAAAGGACAAAUUAGUACGGGUUGUUAUUCUCCGCACUGCUCGUGGUAUCAUCACUCGUCCCAUCGCGAAAAUCUGCCUGCUGCCGUACUCCACGGUAACUCCAGAAACGAAGGAAUUUCCAGAAGAUCCAGCGACAACGAAAUGUUAG